AUGCUCUGGCAGCUUUUCUGCACUACACUAUCUCAGUCUGUUCAUAUCUAUCUGUCUGUCUGUCUAUCUAUCUAUCUAUCUAUCUAUCUAUCUAUCUUAUCUCUUCAUAUCUAUUUAAUUAUCUAUCUAUUCAUCUCAGUCAGUUCAUAUCUAUCUAUCUAUCUACCUAUAUGUAAACAGACUGAUUUCCCUCUCUCUCUUUAUCUAUCAAUGUCAUUUUCAUCAUAUCUAUCUAUCUAUCUAUCUAUCUAUCUAUCUAUCUAUCUAUCUAUCUAUCUAUCAGUCUUUUCAGAUCUAUUUAUCUAUCUAUCCACUCAUCUCUGUCUCUUCAUAUCUAUCUAUCUAUCUAUCUAUCUAUCUAUCUAUCUAUCUAUCUAUCUAUCUAUCUAUCUUAUCUCUUCAUAUCUAUCUAUCUAUCUAUCUAUCUAUCUAUCUAUCUAUCUAUCUAUCUAUCUAUCUCAGUCUUUUCAGAUCUAUCCAUUUAUGUCAUCAUAUCUAUCUAUCUAUCUAUCAGUCUUUUCAGAUCUAUUUAUCUAUCUAUCCAUUCAUCUCUGUCUCUUCAUAUCUAUCUAUCUAUCUAUCUAUCUAUCUAUCUAUCUAUCUAUCUAUCUCAGUCUUUUCAGAUCUAUCCAUUUAUGUCAUCAUAUCUAUCUAUCUAUCAGUCUUUUCAGAUCUAUUUAUCUAACUAUCCAUUCAUCUCUGUCUCUUCAUAUCUGUCUAUCUAUCUAUCUAUCUAUCUAUCUUAGUCUUUUCAGAUCUAUUUAUCUAUCUAACCAUUCAUCUCAGCCUCUUCAUAUCUAUCUAUCUAUCUAUCUAUCUAUCUAUCUAUCUAUCUAUCUAUCUGUCUGUCUUAGUCUUUUCAGAUCUAUUUAUCUAUCUAUCCAUUCAUCUCAGUCUCUUCAUAUCUAUCUAUCUAUCUAUCUAUCUAUCUAUCUAUCUAUCUUACCUCUUCAUAUCUAUCUAUCUAUCUAUCUAUCUAUCUAUCUAUCUAUCUAUCUAUCUAUCUAUCUAUCUGUCUUAGUCUUUUCAGAUCAAUUUAUCUAUCUAUCCAUUCAUCUCAGUCUCUUCAUAUCUAUCUAUCUAUCUAUCUAUCUAUCUUACCUCUUCAUAUCUAUCUAUCUAUCUAUCUAUCUAUCUAUCUAUCUAUCUAUCUAUCUAUCUAUCUAUCUGUCUGUCUUAGUCUUUUCAGAUCUAUUUAUCUAUCUAUCCAUUCAUCUCAGUAUCUUCAUAUCUAUCUAUCUAUCUAUCUAUCUAUCUAUCUAUCUAUCUAUCUAUCUUAGCCUUUUCAGAUCUAUUUAUCUAUCUAUCCAUUCAUCUCAGUCUCUUCAUAUCUAUCUAUCUAUCUAUCUAUCUAUCUAUCCCAGUCUCUUCAUGUCUAUUUAUCUCAUUCUUGUCAACAAUUUUUAG
This is a messenger RNA of Acanthosepion pharaonis, 1407 nucleotides long. The record is from the annotation of a GenBank genome assembly. NCBI's taxonomy places the organism in Eukaryota, Metazoa, Mollusca, Cephalopoda, Sepiida, Sepiidae.